CGACGAUAUUGCAGCAGACGUGAUCGGGCCGCCAUGUGCCAACACGUCGGUGUACUGCACCAGGUCUGCUCUCUCCACACUCUAUGACCGGUCUCGUCACCAUCAAGACUGCGUCAAUUCUCGAGCAGUGCUCAUAUAAGCAUUGGUCAUGGCACCCAGGAAACCUCCGCCGCCCCCAGUUGUGCGUUUGACCGCCAAAGGAAUCCCGGCUAAGAAGCGUGGCCCAGCUCCAAAACCAAUAUCAGAACGUCCUUGGACGGCCCCAAAGCCUGUGAGAAGGGUCGAGCGCUCUUAUUCCAGGGAACGCAAAAUCGAGGUUAUACAAUUCCUGCUGAACCAUCGGAUUGCCGAUUAUCGUCCACGCAAGGCUCCUCGUCGUCGAAUCGGCCAACCGCCACACGAACAGGAACCCGUCCCCCAAACUGCAACCCGCGACGCCAACGGACAGCUGGUCUGGUAUCGUGCUCCUACCUACGUUGAGGCCUCGGAGUGGUGGAAGAUUCCCAUCCCAACCAUCCAAGGCUGGUGGGAUUCCCGCGAGAAAAUCCUAGAGGGCACAGGUAUUGAGCUGCCCAAAUCGAAGCCAGGUGAUUACCCGGGUUCCGAUCAGCCAAGGCCGGGAACCCGUGUUGAGUUCAUAGUUAGUCCGCAAGCACCUCAACCGGCAUCUCGAGAAGGAUCUGAACAGCCACAACCUCAACAGCAACCACAACAGCAGCCAACUGCGCCUUCGAGUGGCGGAAGUGCGAAAGGAUCUCAGCAACGCGCUACCAUGGCUGGAGAAGGGAACCGUGGCGCAGUCGCCAGGAACACUCCUGCUCGUGCCAUCUCAAUUUCGUCCGCUUCUUCCUCGCACACUGCAGCUCUAGGAACGAAUGUGAACUCGCAGGCUGCUUCAAGACCGCCCGUUGCCCAGGUGCCGCCGGCUGGGCCACACACACAAAAUACCAACGGUCCUGUCGUUGUGCAACCUGGUCAGCAACUCGAGAGACCUCCCGCCCAAUGGACAGUGAAUCAUCAUCCCUAUGUUCCUCGCCCUCCCGGGGAGCCGUCAUACUCUCAACCGCCUCAGCCGUCACAGCCUCAGCCUCCAUUUUUCAACCCCUAUCAGCCCAAACCUGACCAAAUCCCACCGCAGUAUCAUCAGUUACAGCACACGUACCCUCCGCAAGUGGCUCAUCAUCAACCGCCGCCAGGAUACCCUUAUCAGCCGGGACCGCCCGCUUUCAAUCCUCAGCAUGGCUAUGGUCAGCCUCCUCCUCCUCCUCCUCCUCCUCCUCCUCACUAUGGUCCUCCACACCAAGCUCCCCAUACGCCAGGUCCUCCUUUGGGCCACCCCGGCUACCCGCCAUAUCCCCAACCUGGCCCAGGAGGCCCAGUAUACCCACCUCAUCAAGGUGUACCAUACCAAGGAGGACCUCCGCCGCAGCCACACCCCGGAUCCUACCCGGCCCCAUACACAUAUGGUCCGCAGUUCCAGAUGCCAAUGAUAGUUCAAUUUCCUCAAUUCACGCCCUAUUAUGCAACCCCCCAGGCGCCUCCGUACGCUCAGCCUGCUGCGCUUCCUCCCAACCUUCCACCUCAACCUCCCCCGUUUGCACCGGGCGGACCGGGACAAGUUCCUGGUCCAGCACCGGGAAUGGUGCCAGUGCCACCAUUUCCAGGGUCGAGAGAGUUCAGGUCGCCCGGACCAGCUCCCCCUCAGCCUGGCCCCGGUCCUGUAAGCGUCAGUGGCAGCACCCAAUCGCCCCAGGCGGCGGCUUCCGGUGUAGCCCCGCAUCCCCCGGUCACUCCUCCGAGACAACAGCCUGCAGGACAGUCAUCGGAUGCACAAGAAGCGCAAUCCGAACCAGAUGAAGCGUCACCAGCCGGUCAGCUAUUGGCCGAGCAAGAGGCUCGGAAUACGGUGCAGGACAGCCAGAGCCAGGAACAGUCGGUUGACAAGCGACCUGCCGUGUUAGUAUCAUUUCCGGAGGCUGGAGCAGCACUGGAAGAGCCGGAUCAGGAGAUGGGCGAAGUUCGGGAUCAGGACCAGGAACAAGACCAGGAGAUGGACCAGGACCAGGAGGAGCAGAAAAAGGAGCACAAUCAGGACCAGAAUCUGGAUCAAGAGAUGGCUCAGGAGAUGGAGGAGCAUGAGGAGGAGCAGGAACACCAUUCAUCUGCAGACAUCUCCGUCAGCGAUGAAAGUGACAAGGAGGACGGUAACAACGUCUCAAGUGAAACUCAUGAAAAGCUAUGGUAUUCAUCUGUUGGAUAA
Messenger RNA from Neurospora crassa OR74A, 2260 nucleotides. RefSeq lists its product as hypothetical. NCBI's taxonomy places the organism in Eukaryota, Fungi, Ascomycota, Sordariomycetes, Sordariales, Sordariaceae. The coding region runs from base 149 to 2260 and encodes 703 amino acids. The transcript is spliced from 2 exons. The record is from RefSeq and is a predicted model, not a curated record.